UGUGAUCGGGCGCAAGGAAAGUUAGUGCUUAAUUUAAAGAGCCUUGAUUAAAGAGGACUUAUAAUUGGUCGUUUGUUUUAAGUCGAAUUCGAAAACUUUUAUUGAAAAAAUAUGGAAGUCUUAGAUGCAUACAUUCAGUCAAAUAAUGUAAAAAAUUUUAGUUAAGAGCCAAAUAGGUUUUCUAUAAGCGUAAUCUGUAUCCUGUAGCUGCGAUGAGAUGAAAUUAAAUGAAAUGUGAAAGAGCGUAAGCAUAACUGUAUGACGUUUUGGUGGUGACUACUUUACUUUGUUCAUUACGUAGAAAAAAUAAAGAAACCGAUUUUAACUAGGAAACUGAAUAUGAAGUAGUUGAGUGUGUAUGAGUUAAGAUUAAAGUUUAAUAAGGCUAAUGGCGAAUUUAAGACAAUUCUCGGAAAGAAGGCAUAACGCCAUUACAGAUGAACGCUCAAUUUUGUCCUAUUGCUACUCCUACUCGUAGCCUAAUCAUAUGUUUAACUUUAGUUUUAUUUUUAAGAAGUCCAUUUUGGAGUUAAAACUAUACCAUUUCAGUUUUAGAAAACUGAAAGACAUAACGUGCAUGCUGAACUAAGCCGGCUAGACGAGUUAAUUUAUCCACCGUUUGUAACUUAUAAGUAGUAAGCCUACUAAGAAAAAUAUCCGACAUGCAGAAACGAGAAGAAGCCUCUCGACGUGUUGCUAAGCAAGGUACCGGACCAAGAACAAUACAUGGUCAACAAAAACAAAACCCAUCAACUAAUUCGGGUGUUUUGAUGGUUGGACCAAAUUUUAAGGUUGGAAAGAAAAUUGGAUGUGGUAAUUUUGGAGAGUUACGGCUUGGUAAGAAUCUGUACAAUAAUGAACAUGUAGCUAUCAAAUUGGAACCCAUGAAAUCCAAAGCUCCCCAACUUCACUUAGAGUAUAGGUUUUACAAGCUUCUUGGAAAUCAUGAAGGAAUACCAAAAGUAUACUAUUUUGGGCCUUGUGGGAAGUACAAUGCUCUUGUGAUGGAACUUUUGGGACCCAGCCUUGAAGACCUUUUUGAUCUCUGUGAUCGUAAAUUUAGUUUAAAGACUGUUUUAAUGAUUGCAGUACAACUGCUUCAUCGGAUAGAAUAUGUUCAUUCCAAACAUCUAAUAUACCGUGAUGUGAAACCAGAAAAUUUCCUAAUUGGAAGACAGUCAACCAAAAAACAAAAUGUUAUUCAUAUAAUAGACUUUGGUCUAGCCAAAGAGUACAUAGACCCUGAGACUAACAAACACAUCCCAUACCGGGAACACAAGAGCCUUACAGGAACAGCAAGAUAUAUGAGUAUUAACACACAUCUAGGAAAAGAGCAGAGUAGGCGAGACGACUUGGAAGCAUUAGGCCACAUGUUUAUGUAUUUCCUUCGGGGCAGCUUACCUUGGCAAGGGUUGAAAGCAGACACACUCAAGGAACGGUACCAAAAAAUAGGAGAUACCAAGAGAGCCACAUCUGUUGAAAUACUUUGUGAGGGGUAUCCAGAGGAAUUGGCCACAUAUCUUAGAUAUGUGAGACGACUUGAUUUCUUUGAAACUCCUGACUACGAUUACCUUCGAAAACUGUUUCAAGAUCUCUUCGAACGAAAAGGUUAUAUAGAUGAUGGAGAAUUUGACUGGACAGGCAGACAGUUGUCAACUCCUGUGGGUUCACUCCAGACAGGGCAAGAAGUAAUAGUUUCACCUAAUAGAGAGAGACAUAUCACGUCAAAUACAAGGGGGAAUCAUCAGAGAACAACAGCUUGGAGUGAACAACCUAGACAGUCGGUGCCAAAUCUAUUGAGUGGACAUCUUACUCCAGCCGAUCGUCAUGGUUCGGUUCAGGUUGUGAGCUCAACAAAUGGUGAACUAGCAAAUGAUGAUCCAACUACAGGUCAUUCAAAUACACUUAUAACAGCUCCAGCAGAAGUGGAGGUAGUUUCAGAAACUAAAUGCUGCUGCUUUUUUAAGAAGAAAAAAAAGAAACCAGGAAGACAGAAAUGACUCUCUGAUGCCUGUAGCCCUGAGCAAGAAGCUGUGCUGUUGCAUACCUCUCCUUCUGAAUCUAAGGAAAGUGUUGUUGCAAUACCCUUGCAAACAGCAGAAGUUUAGUUGAUUUGUCCAUUUGUAGUGUCCCCAGUCAUAAACAGAUGAACUAGGCCCUGUGGAUGGUCAACAGGAACACAGAUGCUUGUUUUCUCAUUUUUUAUCUCUUCUUUCAGCAGUUAAUUAACAUAUGCCAUGUUAAUAGAUAAACAGAAGUGUUUAAUACAAAGGCUUAGUUAAGAACAUCUAUAAUAUAUAUUUUUCAAGAUUUAAAAGGACAAGUGCUUGCAAGGAAUUCAAAAGUACAGGUACAAAAUGUUGACCAUAUGGUGCAGUUAAUCUUCUUGCUCAGUUAUUUCCUCAAUAAAUGCCUCCAAGUCAAAAGUGAGAAGCUGUUAAAUCAUCUGUAUGUAUAAUAAAAGUAUAAAUGCCAGUUAUCAAAACUAGCUGAAAUAUUAGUGGAGCUUAUGAAUAUAUUUAUGCCUUUUAAAAUUAUUGAAUGCACAUUCAUGGGGCAUGUGAUAUCAAUUUGAGGAAGAUAGCUUCCUCAUCGAGGAGGAUGGUAUCAAGGAUGUUGCCAUCAUAUAUUCCUGUUUAGUCAUGUCGCCAUCAGUCUAAGAGUGUACCAGUGUUUUAAUAGUGACUCGUAAAUGAUAGUGUUUGACAUUAUUAUUAUUAUUAUUAUAUUUUUGUUCUAAUAUCUCAGGUGUUUAGGGUUUGCCAUAAUAAACUUAAAAAAAAACAAAAAACAGUGUAACGUAACUUGAAAUUGUUACUUACGUAUCAUAUUUGUUACAUACACAAGUUAGAAGUCACAUGAAGAGUUACUGGUUGAGGUGUAAAUUUAGAGAUGAUAAGCUAUAGAAUAAUAAUAUAGUAUUUUAAUUUUUCUCACUUUCUUAUGCUUCACUCUAGAACAGUAAAAAUAAAAAAGUGUCAAAUAUCUGGUACUUAAAAAGGUGAAGUUACGUAGGCAACUAGUUCAGAAAGAGUUAAUCAUGUUUGUCCAUGAAAUUUUUUUAUUGCUUGAUAUUCAAACUUCUUUGUGAUUAGACAAGAAGUUUGUUAGAUAUAUUAAAUGGCACCUUAUCUUUUUUUGUAUACAUUUUCAGCAUAGGAUAAUACUACAGUGAAGAGAUCAGUAUUCUGUUUUUCCUUUUGUGUGUGUGUAUGUAUGUGUGUACAUAUAUAUAUACACACACACACACACAUACUUGAACAGUGACUCAUGCUGCAUGACAUUAGCAGUAGUAAAGACACUUGGUUACAUUUCAAAUAACAUUCAGUAUGUUUGCCUGUUGAUCCACGGAGCAGAGGUUUUGAUGGGCUUUCUUCUUCAUUUGGCUGCUGUUGGAGCAAGUUGUUUAGCAAUUUUUUGGAUAUUUAGAGUUAAACACAGUUCGCAUUGGAUUUUGAAUCUACAUAACCUUUGUUGCGUUUGUAAAAACAUUACUGUCCUCUUGUUACCACAGUAAGUCAAAGUGGCAAGUUUGUUGUUUUAAAAAGAUUGAUAUAUAUAUAUAUAUGUGUGUGUGUGUGGUCUGAAAAACAUGUAAAAAGUAAUUUCUUUCUAUAUUUUGCCUUGUGUAUUUCCUUUAUCUGAUUUUGUGUAUGUUGCUGAGACACGAUUAAAAGGUAGUUUACUGGAGAAAGAAGUUUUUGGACUUAAUUUUCCAAACCCUUAUAAGGAAAGUUUUUUUUUAUUUUAUAUAUAUAUAUAUAUAUAUAGCAGGUAAAAAAUAUGAUGAAACAAAAUUUGUCUUCUGGGGAAUAAACUUGGCCUAAGUUAUAAUUUGUUAGUUUGUCAUUAAAACUGCUUGGAAAAUAUCUGUUUUGAGUACUUAACAAUGUUUCUAGGUGUAAUUUUACAGAAUUAAUUAGGUAAGGUAAUUAAAAAAGUUAAUGUGCUUGGAAUCAAACAUUUUAUUUUGGCCUCUACAUCUUAAAUGCAAGCAGUUUGAUAAAAUGUGAUUUGGUGUUUUAAGAUCCUACUUUGAUAGUCAAUAAGUACAGUUAAUAAAUUACUUUUGUGUCUUGAUAUGAAAUGCCAACAAGUUAUUAUUGAUGUAUGUUUAGAUACCUAGAGAAAAACUACCUAAAUUUAGAAAACAAACAAGUCUUGAUUGUUGAAGAUUAGUAUUUAAAGAAAUAGCAACUGCAUGAAAAAAUAUCCAGAUAUUUUGUAAAUGGGCCAGGUUUUUAUCAUUUAAAAAAUAAACCCAACCAAACAAAAAAAACAAGAAAAAAAUGAUGAUGAAAGAAAGAACAUAGAUCUGUUUAAUUGAAUAUGGCAAACAAGCAUAGAAAAGUUGGUUGAAUGUCACACCGGAAACAAAAUUUUGUUUUGAUCAAACCAUUGCCUGAGAAUCAUUUCUUUUAUUGAACAUAAAUCUUCCCUUUACAUUCAUGUUGAAGUUUUAAGUAUUUAGAAAAGAAUGCUUUUCCAGUCUCAAAAUUGCAAAAAAAAUUAUAAAGGAACUCAUAAAAAAAAAACACUAAGUUCAAUUAUCAAGGGCAAUUAAUAUGGAAAAUUUUUCUGUUUUUAUAUUUGUAGGUGCCAUAGCUAUUUAAUUUUUCAAAGAUAGGUUGAAUAUUGCUUGUGUUUUUAAGAUCUUCACUGCACCUAAUUCUUAUGUACUACAUUAGAAUAAACUUGAGUUUGAUUCUGUAGUUGUGUAUCUAGUAAUAAACCAUAUUAUCAAUUUUGGAAUUUAUUGGAAUUUGAAGGUGAUGAAAAAAGAGAUAUGUAUGAUAACGAUUAUGCAGUAAUUCCUCUGCACUUACCAAUUUGUCUUAGGUUUAGUGUAAUUGUUUCUCUCCUAUUCUGCAUUUAUUCCUUCUAUGAGGGAUUUUUGGUUAGUGUUGGUAAUAUAUAUAUCAAUACAAUAUACCUAUGUUUCAGGUUACAUUAGCUUUGAGCUGUGAUUUUCAAGCUAUACAUUUAAAUGUUUAUGGCAAUAAUGCAAUAAAGUUAUGUUGGAUAAGACUGUGUUGUUCAGUUACAUAAUUUUGACUGUGGUUGUCAUUGGGAACACUUCAUUUUUUAUUAUUUUCUUAUCUGAGUACAAAGUUUACUAGCAGUAAACAUACAUCAUUGAAAUGUGCUCACUUUAGUAUAAGAGAAGAUAAUUUUGAGAAGUUACUAAAAAAGUGUAAGCUCUUGGAAUUGGGAAAUGUUCUCCUAUUUUUAAAUUUUUUUAUUGAUGUAUAGUAGUGAGUCAGUAAGGGCUACAAUAAAUUUAUAUUAUUACAUAUUGUUUAGACAGCAUUAAUAAAAAACUGUUCAGAAAAUGAAACUCGUUAUGGACCACACAUAUUCUGUUAAUGUAUUUUAUCCAAAAUCCACUAGUUCUACCACAUUCCAGUAAUUAUAACCUUGGUUGGCAGAAUUUACCUGUGUAUAAUAGUGUUAAAUGCUUAUUUCUGAAUUAUUUCUACUCGGAUAUUAUAAAACAUUCGUAGUACCAUGAUUAGAACAUUGUUUAGCUGACUUGUACUCACUGAAUAAAAAAUUAUGAAAUGGGAAAAAUUCAUAAGUUGAAAUCAAUCUUUUUUUUUCAUCCAUAAACUUUAUAACACUUUUUAACAAGGAACAUUUUCUGUAGUUUCUUAAAAAUAGUUUUUUUUUAUCGUUUAAAACAGGUAGUUUAAUGAAAGAGUUAAGGGUGUAUGAGAUUUUGAAAAUUGCUAUUUUAAACUAGUGCUUUUCUUUAUAUAUUGAAAAGGGAUUUUAAAUUUGUUUAUGUGACAUUGUAAUAUAUUUUCAAAGUUAUGCAUUUGCUUCCUUUUUAGUAAUAAUAUGUUUGUUUUAAGUUUGUGCAAUUCAGAUAUUGUACUUUCCUCUUAAUAUUGUAACAGAUCAAGAAAUAUAUAUUUGAUGUAUUUAGUAACAGACAUCAAACUACAGUAUUCUAGAUUUAUAAAGGUUUAAUUUAUUUCAAGUAAUGAAUAUGUAACUCGGUUGUAUUUUUCUUUAACUAGAAUUAUCUUGGCUAUUAAUAGAUAAUUUUUUUUUUAUCACGAAAUAUUCAAAUAAAGUUGAACCAAUUUCCCUUGAAAGUCAAAGAACUAGGUUCAUUAACUAUAAUACUUAGGGCCAAUUAUCUCAUUAAUAAUAGUAUUAUUUAUAGACUAAUGACCACCACAGAGUUAAAUGAGAUAAGAUGAUAUAUAUACACCAUGGUAAUUGUGAUCAUUACAUGUUUAAAUUAAAUGUAUUUUAUGUUAACUGGAAUUGUGACAUUAUUUCGUUUUUAGGUUUAACUAGUAUUCUUAACUUUUUUCAAUUGUGUAAAAAUCAGUAGAUUUUUUUUUUGUAUCUUGUAGGCUAGUCAGCUUUUAAAAUUAAUCUGAAUAAUACCAUUUGUGAAUGAACUAUUUGUUUUGGGUUUUAUUCAUUAAACUUGCCACUUUGAUGAGAAUUGGGUAAACGAUAGAUCUCAGCUAUCCAAAAUUAAAUCUAACUUUAUUAUAAUGUGAAAAUUAAUCGAAGUGAACCACAAGAAUGGUUACUGAAUUUUUUGUUUUCAUUUUACUAAAUUUUUAUUCACAUGUUAAAUAUUCAUUUCUGCUACCCAAUAACUACACCUUUGCUGGUGUUUUCGCCCUUUUUUUUUUAAUUAGUAAGUUUUAAUUGAAAGUUUGUGGCCCCUUCUCAUCUUGAAGGUUGUUCGUGUAACAGCUUGUAAGAUCAGAAGAAAAAAAAUAUUUGUAAUCUGUAUAGUUGGAAUAAACCAAGCUUGUUCAAAACGGA
Messenger RNA from Limulus polyphemus (Atlantic horseshoe crab), 6795 nucleotides. RefSeq names its product casein kinase I-like. Gene Ontology annotation, cellular component: cytoplasm; plasma membrane; nucleus. Gene Ontology annotation, biological process: endocytosis; signal transduction; peptidyl-serine phosphorylation. The record is from RefSeq and is a predicted model, not a curated record. NCBI's taxonomy places the organism in Eukaryota, Metazoa, Arthropoda, Merostomata, Xiphosura, Limulidae. Gene Ontology annotation, molecular function: ATP binding; protein serine/threonine kinase activity. The coding region runs from base 663 to 2000 and encodes 445 amino acids. The transcript is spliced from 10 exons.